AUGAUGGUCGCGUCCAUGCAAGACGCGUCAAUGCGCGAUGACCCUGCUCCCGACCCCAACAACUUUGACGAACCCGAACUACCCUCCCUCCCUUCGACGUCAAACUUUGAACUACCCCGAUACAACAUCAGCACCUACGAUUUCACGCCCUUGGUCUCCUCCCCAAGUCCAUUGUCGCUCAACCAUGCCGGCCAGAUCCUGCUCCUGACGCGAGGGCAAAUCAACAUUCUGGUACGGUGCAGCAGUGCGCUGCACAAGCUCAACCUUGCUCGAAGCGGUCAACUCAGUCGCUCAUUGCAUCCUCGCAGACCCCAGCAACGGGCUACCAGACCGAUCAACCGAUCGUACAGUCCGGCGCACUCGCCAACCUCACCGCCAAUGCGAACACCUCAAAGGGCAAGGAGAGGGCCAAUGCAGACGAUCCCACGCCUUUACCUGCCUUUCGGACGACUAUCCCCAUAGAGAAAAAGGAUCUUAUCGACUGGGGUGGAUGGGCGAAUGGUCAGUGGUCUAAUGUGGGCUGGGCUUCCAGCGAGCGAGCGAGCGAGUCCCUUUCGAGGCUGAUGAGAAUUCCGACCCUCUGUGUCGACAGAGAUCCAUGUCGGGACGGCCGCGUCGGGUUCACUGGAACACUUCUGGAGGGAUGCAGCUUGGUCACCAUUGGGUUUGGGCUCCAUAGGAGGGUCAGUGCGAUCAUGCAAAUACGCUCGGAGGUCUUCCGACAAGUCUUCGGUCGCUCAUCUUUCGGAACCCCAUCCGCUCUCGAUCCAGGUGUGCCCUCGUGGCUUUGUCCAACAACAACGAAGCCAUCGUAUAUGAACCCCAAAAGAACGCACACAAGUCACAAUGGGUCACUGUCAGUCGCAUCGCCGCGCACAACGUCAGAUUUGGACGAAACUCUGAUCCCGGGCCUGGACUUUGCGACAGGCCUUUGACAUUUCGUCGCAUUUGAUCAGGUUACUUUUGCGCGAUGAAGGUGAGGAUUCAGGCAGAAGAAACGUCGGAUGAUUCCGAACGCUGAUCAUUUCCUCGAGAGCCGAGCCUCCCAGAUCCGACGACGCCCGCGAGUGAUAAACCGAUCGAGACGCAAGAGGAUCGACGCCAGCUCGCCACCAAAAUUUGGGAAUGUCAGAGCACAGGUCCGUGUACCUCCACGCUCAUUACUCCUCGUCACUGUAGGGAAUAUAAGACUGAACCACCAGAAUGCCACAUACAGCCGUCGCUUGGUCGUCUGCGGUGACUGGUGCUUAUGGAGACUUUUCGAUUCUCGCCAUCGGUCACAGGAGUGGGCAUGUUUCGCUGUGGAGGUGAGUAGUGUGAACCUGCGCAUCCAAUAGCCCUCAGUACCAUUGACCACCACUUUCUCUCAGACGAGCUCACAACGGCGACCUAUCGAUACUGCAUCGGUAUCGGCUCGACCCCCAAGCGAGCUGGAUUACCCUCCUCUCCUGGUCCAAUUGGAUACCGUCCCACGACGGCACAACAACAACAGGCCUACUAGCCGCCACCGACUCGACAGGUCAGACAUGGGUCGUGGAAGUCUCGCAGUAUGUCAGCGCGGGUCGGCCGUUGUUGUCUGAUCAAGAGGCUGCACCGUCUGAAAAGACGGAGGAUGUUUGGGCGACGGAACCUAUUGUCAUUUGUGAGACCGAUCAGAGACCCGUUAGUCAGUUCAAGUGGAUACCGAAUGAGGAGACAUUGGCGAGUCUAAUUCUCACGUCUCUAGCUUGAGUCUGGCUUACAUGGGCUGAUGUGUUUCAUCCCCCCCCAGCCCACUCUCGCAUUGACCAAGCUCGGUACGAUCACCUUCAUCGACUUGGAGCCUAACACCUCUGAGGACCCUACGUCGACCUACCAACUUGAAAGCUCUUUUGAGCUCGAAUUGAGCACACAAGGGGAUUGGAUGGGUACGACACCCUUCGCUCCAUGCAACGGGAUCGAAUGGUACGCCUCGUCCAAAACCCUCAUCCUCUCCCUGGAAUCAUCGGCUUUCUACAUCCUCUCCAAAACGGAGGGUCAAUGGCACUUUAUCGACUCUUCCGAAUCCGUCGAGGAUGGAUCCCCAAUCACCACGACGAGUGCCCAAGUGACCCGAAUAGCACGCCAAGUCUUCCUCCGCACCUUUGGCCAAACCUACACUACCCGUGCCAGAAGACAAGAAACUCAAGCCGCCGGAGGCACAUGGAAGAAAGGUGCUCGGAUCUUCGGCCUGACCGCUUUCGGGGAAGAUGGUCAAUUGGGUUGGUUGUAUGAGAACGUCGUGCCCGAUGCGAUGAAUUAUAAGGCCAUUGGGCAUACGAGGACGCAGUUUGUAGUGUUACCAAUUUUGGGGGAUGUGAAAGGGGAGAAGCAGAGGGAGAGGUUGCAGAGACUUUUGGGCGAGCCGAGGAAUCGUGAGUCCGAGGUCGUUGUGGAAAGCUUGGCCAUUGGAGGCUGACGUUAUGUCAUGGUACAGCUCUCGAAUCCUCACCACUCGCUGUCCUGCGCUCCUUCCUACGCUACGCCGAUGAAACCAUUUCCAACUUUGCUUGGACGUCCUCCAUCCUCACCCUACUUGAAGCCGAAUCGAUACCUCUCGAAACCCCCAUCAUCAACUCCCUUAUAGACCGUCCAACCACAGCCCAAGCCAUCUACGAUCACCUCUACCUUGACGCCGCGCUCAACGCUCUGCGGUACCGAGAACUCGUCACUCGAUUCUUGGCCCGACAUACGUCUCUGCCGAAGGGGUUGAAGAGGAGGACAGGAGAGGUUCAUCGUGCAUUGGCGAGGAGAGUUGUGCAUCAGGUUGUGACGAGAUUGGGAGAGAUGAUGAGCAGUGCUCAGGAACAUUUGAUGCGUGAGUUUUCUCGUUCGUGCACCUCGCACACGGCCAGGUUUCGGUCAACGAGGUCUGAUCGAAGUUCUUCUCGUCUCACAGCUACCGAACUUCCCAUCUCCGGCCGCAUCCUCCUCGCCUCGGCUUCCUUCACCAACGCCCCACUCAAGAUCGAAGACCCAUCCGACGUCUCCUCCACCCUGCCCGACCCGGACACCCUACAACACACAUUCGGCGGUUCCGAACAUUGUCCCGCCUGUUCCUCCCCCAUCGCCUUGGAAGGCGUUCGUGCAGCGAGGUGUGAAAGGGGUCAUGUUUGGGAGAGGUGUUCGAUUACGUUGAAGGUGGUGGAUACGGUGGUGGUGAGGACCUGUGUGGGGUGUGAGAGAAAGGCUUUGUUGGGGUUGGGUUCGAAGAAGGAGAAGAAGGCGGUGCUUCCGGCGGAGACGGAGGGGCAGGAAGGGGCGGGUGAAGGGGAAGGGGGAGGAGUAGUUGAGACUAUGCUGAGGGAGUGUAAGGCUUGUUUGUACUGCGGGUGUUCGUGGAUGAGGAUCCGAUGAAACUCAUGUCGAUAGAGAAGACUGACAUGCCCCUUCAUGUAUUCCAAGCUGCGAAACCAAAUGACGAAAAGAAGGCGCAAAAGAGUGCAAACAACUUCAAUCUAGCGGAACGUGAGCGCGUAUCCACUUAG
This is a messenger RNA of Microbotryum saponariae, 3506 nucleotides long. Lineage: Eukaryota; Fungi; Basidiomycota; Microbotryomycetes; Microbotryales; Microbotryaceae. The record is from the annotation of a GenBank genome assembly.